AUGCUAUCGAACCACGGACACCACACCACGGCGGAACUUCAGCUGCACCGCUGGGCCGUGGCGGCCAUGGAUUACCCACGGACAUUGGAUUGCACCGUAGUCCCAUUCAUACGGGAGCGUGAGUGCCUUCAGCUGACGCAGCGGCCCGAAUCGGAAAUGAACUUGUACGUCGCCCCGCCUCGCCCCGGUGGUUACCACGCCGUGUUGCCAGACGGCGGGCUCAGUGGCAGUGGAACACACGACGUGGUGCUCGCGGUAGACCCGUAUCCAAGAGCAAGUUUUGGGCAUCUCGUGAUUAUCUUCUUUCUUGAUUUUGAUUUGGAUCUUGAUGCUUGCCGAGAAAGACGAGGAAAGUACCUUGCUAGCGGUGAAUGUCUCCAGCUUGCCGAAAAGCAGCGAUGUCGAAACCGAUUAUGGCCCCGAAGUGGACGGCGACGAUGCGAUAUCAACUUCCUCCCCCUCGUCUACUCCCCCUUCGACGAGGCAAAAGAGCAGCAUCUGGUGUGUCGAGACGAUUCUAUUCUAGGGUUUGGGGCUUGCCCGACGUAUCGCAGUGAUGCAGCUAACUACUCCAUGAACUGUGAGCUCAACAAGAAUACAAGGCGAUGUGAGGUUCCAUCUUUGAAGGUAAAAGCAAGAUGUAAGGUGUAUGAGAUCUGCGAUCAAGCAGUACUUAUCUCCGGGGGUUGGAAUAGACAGACGAGUCCUCAGUCAUCGGCAGACAAUGUACAAGAUAUGUAUUCUGUUCUCAGGAAAAAUGGAUUUAGAAGGCCCAACAUCAAAACAUUUUUUGCUGAUACAAGCAGUGUAUUAGAAGGCAUCGAUGAAGAAGGUUCAAGACACACGUAUCCAGCAACACAUAAAAUGGCUAUUCAGAGCCACCUUAGUACUCUGUGUAGAACGCCGUACUGCGUAGAGAGCCUUGUCAUCUAUCUAAAUAGCCCCACCCUAGCAGAUGGAACGAUGCUUCUUUGGGAUACGAAUCAAGAUGGCAUUGCUAAUGCUGAUGAGCAGUACACGGUAGCUGAAUUCCUAGAAGACAUCUCAGACUGCAAUGCACGGCACAUCUACAUCAUAGCAGACCAGAGCUUUUCCGGUAGACUGGUAGACGCCCUCGAGUUAGCAUCGGACACCACCCACCAUGAGAAUGUUGUAAUUUUCACAAGCGGAGGGAGUCUGGAAUACUCAUGGAACAGCGAGUUGACGAAUCGAUGGGUGAACUCUAAUCACACGACAAUGUGUGUAGAUGAAAUACACAGGGGAUAUGAAGACACGCUAUCUUCCACGCCGAUUCUCUACGAGAGCUCGCAAAAUGCCGCCAAUACGACUCUUUUCGGGGCACCCUGUGAUAUGCUUCCCUUUUUGACCCCGCACGAACUCCGCGUCACGUAUAUGGGGUGUCAAAACCUUCCCAUGACCCUAUGGUGGUUCCGCUUCCAGUCCACGCGGUCGACGCGAUCAACGUAUCGAUAGCAUGAAAUGGAGAUCAUUUUGUGAGGACUCGUGAUCAGAACAUUGAUGAUCAGGACAAUGUCUUUUUUCGUGUAAAGUUUGCUUUGUAAAAGCAAGCUGAAAUUUCAUUACAGAGCUUUCCUCUCCAUAAAGCUUUCUAAAAGUUGUGGAUAGACAGGAGAAGGAUUGACUUUGACCUAUAGCGAUUUUGACUCAAGAUGGCGCUGUUCAACAUCAAGCUGUGAUGUACUAGUACUCUAUCCAGUUAUAAUGAGCUGUUUAUGAGAUGUGCUUAUUAUAAACUUGAAAAGCAAUGAAACACUGUUAUCCUAAUGUUUCACGUUCAUUGUAUGUGAUUGAUUCUGAAGAGAUAUGGUACUGUAAGUGUCAAAAAAUGUCUAAAUGAUUUGUUUUGAAAGUAUAAGGGAAUCUUUCUUCAUAAUCCUAAUGUAGUUGGUAUUAUAUGAAUGCCUUUUAUCUCUAACCCAAUCUAGUUCAUCCCACUGUUGUUUUAGGCAGUGCAUUCAUUAAUCCAUCCCAUUUUUUAAAAGAUCAAGAAAGGAAAAGUUAGCUACUGAUCUUAGUCCAUUGUCAUAGAGUUUAGUUCACAUUUGUUUUAUUUAUUUUUUGUUCAUACGUGAAUAAAAAUUAUAAAUUUGUUGUUAAAUGAUUAGAGUGAAACCAAAUGUUUUCCCACCAUAUUCAUUUGCCAUGUGUUCCCGUUUGUUAUGAAAUUUAAGAUUUCUUCUUCAGAAUGUUGCAUUUGAGCCAAUUGAUAGGCUCAACUAAUAUGUUUCAGGAAAGUACCAAAAAUUUAGUUAUUUUUUUUUAAAUUAUACCCGUUUUCACAUGUUAUGUUAUAUUUGUUCUUUAUUUUAAAGUUGUUUUCAAAUUGCAUGAUUCAGUUUAAAGCUCACAUUCUUUCUGUUACCUUCCUCACUGUUAAAACAACCUUCAAUAUUUUCUUGCCAAUGAAGGCAGUGUUCUUUGCGUUAGCCAUCUCAUGUUCAUCACACAAAAUCAUUUUACCAAUUUUUCUAUUCAUUAAAUUCUUUUUUUUUCAAGAGUGGUCUUGUAUAUUGAGGCAAUGCCUGUAUGUAAAUAAGCAUAUUUAUGAUUGUAAAUGUACAAAGUGAACAACAGAUUAUGAGAGAAAAGAUUAUGAAAAGUGUUGUAAUUAUAGAUAGGCCCUAUUUUUUCAUAUUAUGUAGCCUAUAUAAGAGAACGAUGCAUUGCUUUUUAAUGUUGAGUAAGUAGUAUAGUGAUAUCCCAUCCUGCAUUACAGAGAUAGGGUCCCAAUGCCUGAAGGAUCAACUCGAUUAUUCCCGAUGAUAUGUUUGACUUUGUUGGUCUAGUAAUUAGAAUCAAUCUUACUUGAUUGUAAUGGUUGUGAAUGCUCAGCCUCCCUGUCACAAUAUAAUUGGAAAUUGUGAAAAUAUUUGAGUAAGUAACCAGAAUGAUUUAUAUAAGAUAAUAGUGAUAAAAAUAAUAAUUUCCUGAUUUAUAUAGAACUUAAUACAACGGAACGACUUCUCUAAGCACAUUACGGAUAUACCAUUAUCCCGGUUAUCUGAUCCUUGCAUGCACGCAUACGAUGUAUUCACUCUUUACAUUCCCUGGGAAGCAUUCGAACAAGAGUUCCAAGAUUGAGUUAUAAUAAUGAUAAUAUAGGUGUAUUUACCCAGGGAAGCCACUUCAGUUCUGAAAACUGUUCUCCCAGUGGGCCCUGUUCUUAUUAUUACCCCAGCUCUAGCUGGGCUGCCUAGGCGCUCAAGCAUUCAAGGAAUUUCUUCCUACCGAGUACCAAUUCACCUCACCUGGGUUGAGUGCAGCACAAUGUGGAUACAACUUAAGAUGUCAGACACGAUGAAAAAUGUAUGCUUAUAUUGGAUUGACAUUUAACUUUGAAGUGUUGGCUUUUAUAUCUCUUGACAACUGAUGUGUGGAAUCAAUCCCACUUCUGCCUCUGUUUGAAUAAUAUAAUUGUUAAUGCUUUGAAGUUCUGAUUUAGAAGGAAUUUGUUAUCAUUUUGUUAGCAUUUUUAUUGUUUAGGCGGUUACCUACUGUUGUUUAGUUUCAAGUUAUUUGCAAACCUUAAAUGAAAGCACCCCCAUACACUCCCUUAUUUUUCCAUCUCAUUGUGCUCUUCUUUGUCUUUCUGUCUCUGUCCUUUUCAUUCUCUCUCUCUCUCUCUGUCUUCCUCUUUUAUCUGUCAUUGAAUGCAGGUAUUUAUAUUAAAAAUAUUUCCUUCCAGUCG
Molecule: messenger RNA, 3709 nt
Organism: Lytechinus pictus (painted urchin)
Lineage: Eukaryota; Metazoa; Echinodermata; Echinoidea; Temnopleuroida; Toxopneustidae
Exons: 7
Coding region: 1-1473 (490 amino acids)
Source: RefSeq, a predicted model, not a curated record